CAGGGACCAUAAUUAAAAACUUCGGCCCAACACCGCCUUCAUUGUUCUUCUCUUCUUCGCUCAUCGGUGAUCCCGAGCUCGAGCUACAUCGAUGGCGCUCCUCCCGCGCACCGCCCGCCUCGCAGCGCUCUCCUCCCAGCGCUUGGCGGCGAUCCCUGCGGCCCUCCCUUAUUCAUCCUCGACCUCGCCAUCUCCGACGCCAUACGCACGCCCAGCCCCGCCCGCCACCAGCUCCCCGGCAGGCCUCUCCAAGGCGGCGGAGUACGUGAUCUCGAAGGUGGACGACCUUCUUAAUUGGGCUCGCCGCGGUUCCAUCUGGCCGAUGACCUUCGGCCUCGCCUGCUGCGCUGUGGAGAUGAUGCACACCGGAGCUGCGCGGUAUGAUUUUGAUCGAUUUGGGGUUAUAUUCCGUCCUAGCCCUCGUCAAUCGGAUUGUAUGAUUGUUGCUGGAACUCUCACCAACAAGAUGGCCCCCGCUCUGCGCAAAGUGUAUGACCAAAUGCCUGAACCCCGCUGGGUUAUUUCCAUGGGUAGUUGUGCAAACGGUGGUGGGUACUACCACUACUCAUACUCUGUGGUUCGUGGUUGUGAUCGGAUUGUUCCAGUUGACAUCUAUGUCCCUGGAUGUCCACCUACGGCUGAGGCAUUACUCUAUGGUGUUCUCCAGCUCCAGAAGAAGAUUAAUCGGCGCAAGGAUUUCCUCCUAUGGUGGACCAAGUGAAGCUUUGAAUUAGUCUCCAGUGGCCAAAUGAUAUCCUUAUGUGUUUCUUUUGUCUUCUUCAACUAAUAAGAGAGAACGUGUGUCUUUGUUAUUUGUGUUGGUGCUUAUCAUGGCUAGUAAACCUGGUGUAUUCCUGGAAAUUUGUAAUGAUUAUCAGAUGAAAACAAUGUUUCUGGAAAUUUGUAAUGACUAUCUGAUCAAACCAAUGUUUCUCUUUACCUUGUUUA
This is a messenger RNA of Dioscorea cayenensis subsp. rotundata (Guinea yam), 948 nucleotides long. Its product is annotated as NADH dehydrogenase [ubiquinone] iron-sulfur protein 7, mitochondrial. Bases 92 to 721 code for a protein of 209 amino acids. NCBI's taxonomy places the organism in Eukaryota, Viridiplantae, Streptophyta, Magnoliopsida, Dioscoreales, Dioscoreaceae. The record is from RefSeq and is a predicted model, not a curated record. The transcript is spliced from 2 exons. Gene Ontology annotation, molecular function: quinone binding; 4 iron, 4 sulfur cluster binding; NADH dehydrogenase (ubiquinone) activity. Gene Ontology annotation, biological process: aerobic respiration; mitochondrial respiratory chain complex I assembly; electron transport coupled proton transport.